AAUCCAUUUGAGUCUUCAGUAAACAGGAAUUUACUCUCCAAGAUAAAGAAUCCACAAAAUGAUACCAUUGAAGUUGGGCCUAGAGAUUAUAAGCUGACCUUUUCGUCUACCUCAGGACAACUAAAACAGAUGUAAAAUUCUAAAACUGAGGUUGAUGUACUAAUACAACAGAGCUAUCUCUGGUAUGGUUCAAGCACUGGUGAUUCUGAUUCUCAGGUUUCAGGGGCAUAUAUUUUCUGGCCUAAUGGGGCACCUCCAAUUGUUGUUUCAAGAUCAGUAUGCACUUUCUUGCAGUUCAAUGUAUAUAUAUGUUAUUAUUUAUUUUCUAUAAAAAAAUUAUAAGACCAAUUUAUGAUAAUAAGCUUUGAAAACAACAAAUUAACCAAGAGCUUCUAAUGGUUUUGACUUCUGAUCUGUUAUAUAAUUUCAUGCAUUUUACUGGUUCCACUAAAGGUCAUUUGUGGUAAUUUCAUGACUUCUGAUCUGUUGUAACGAUUUGUCUGUAAAAUUUUUAGUUUGACUGCUUAUGAUGGUCUGUAUUGCUUUUUUAAAGUAUAUUAGUAAGCUUUUAAAUAAUGCCUUAGAGGUGUUUGAAUGAAUGAUUCACUAAGAUAUAUGUGAAUAAUUUCUUAUCAGUGAGGAAAUUGGAUUUUUGGCCCUGAAUUUUUUCUUAAUGUUGAUUAUUUAAGAGUCCAUAAUUGUAAGUGUUAGUGUAAGACCCAUGUAUUUAUGCUCUUUAGCUAUAAAUAUAUAUAAAUGGCUUUAUGAGUGUGAAUGAGGUAGGUUUUAGUUAUAUAUAGUGGGAUGUGCUCUGUUCCAUAAUUUUUCAAAUAUUUCUGAAGAAAUAGUUACAGAGUCAAAUUGGACCAGUGAGUUAAAUGAUUUCAAGGAAGCAUCAUAGUAUCACUUUAUAUAAUUAAUUUAUGAUGUUCUGAUAAAAUUUCUGACCAUAGUUCAUACUUAUUAUAUAAUAAAUUGACAAGCUUUUACAUUAUUUUACAAGUAAUUUAUAUAAAAUAAAUUAAAUGCACUUCUUUAUUUUUAACUCCAUAUCAGCUUUAGAUGUCUUGUUUAGUUAUUCCACUUUGAAAGUAAAUGGGUUCAAUAGAAAGAGAUUGUGGGUUCUUUAUCAUUAGUAUAUCAACCACAGAGACCUCUUCUAGAGACAUCAUCAAGUAUGUUGUUGCCUUGUAUAGUUUUGCAUUGUUUUAAAGGUUUCUAUAAUUAGCAAUUUUGCAUUUCUCAUAUGAUAUUAUGUGAACAUCCUUUUGUAGCAUCUGUCGAUUCAGCUGCAACCGGACAUGCGAGUGGAGUAGAUUGGCAAGAAGAGGUUUACCAGAAGAUCAAAACAAUGAAGGAAUUGUACUUACCUGAACUUCAUGAAUUGUAUCAGAAAAUUGCUGGCAAAUUACAGCAGCUUACUCGAUGGUUUAAUGAAAGCAGUAAAAUCUAUGUCACCUAAGGCAUUGAGUGCUUCUGUCAGGGACAUUGGCUCUGUUGUCAGCAUGGAUGGUCAAAGUUGAGUACUAUAGUACUCUCUUGCAUAUCCUCAAAGUUGGUCAGCCAUAGAUUUUGAUGGCUAGAAUUUUCCAGUGAUAUGAAUUGCUGUGUGUUUUUUGACUUUGGAUUGAAGUUUUAGUGCCAUAUUGUGGAUACAUUCCUCUGUUUUCAUGUGAUUUAUUUUUCAUGCAUCUGGUUUAAAUUUCAAUUCUAUUACUAUUGAUCCUAAAUUAAGUUUAUGAUUUCAUGGAUUGUGUUGAAAUGCCUAUUCUCAAGUGUUCCCUCAUUUGCUUCUGCCUUAUUUUUGUGCAUGCAUAUUUAAUGUUUAUUUCUAUUCCUGUUAAUUUAUUGGAACAUAUAUAAUACAGUGCUAAUUGAAUAUAUAUAUAUAUAUAUAUAUUUAUAUAUAUUGUUCUGAGAACACUCCUUGCACUCAUGUCCAUGGUAUAUAUAGUUUCUCAUUGUUUUAAAUAUUGAUUUAUGUUUUUGUUUGUGUAUUUCUCUCUUGUUUUGGACAUUUAGCAUUAGCUAGUUAGAUUAAGUUUAUUUUGUUGACCCAAACUCUUAAGUCUCCUUGUUUUGAUGAUUAACAAAUAUUUGAUUAUUAUUUGUUACUAAUGAUCUGUUGAUUUUGUAGCAAAAACUAAAGUGAAUUAGCACUUCAAAGUCAAAAUUAUGACCAAGGGCAAAAUGGUCAUUUUACCAAGUUUUCCAGAAAUGACCCAAAAUGGACUUCAAGACUCAAGAAACUCAAGAUAAAGGUUUAACUUAAUUUCUUAGUCUUGUAAAGUGAUUGCAAGUAUACUUUAAGUCAUAAGUAUAGAAUUUGGCUCACUCACGCACUAAAAAAUGGUGAUUUUUUAAAAUGAGAAAUAAAUAUCCUAAAUUAAUUUUUAAGAAAAUACAUCCCGAUACGGUCGUAACGCAAUUGGAAUUUUUGAAAUCGGAUAAACGAGCUAAAAGUUAUAAAGAAUUGAAAAACGGGAAAAUCGGCAUAAUCUGAGUUUUGCUCUCUGUUUGCCAUCCGGAAUUCCGGAUGGGCAACCGGAAUUCCGGUUGCUUCCAACCGGAAUUCCGGUUCCCUCAUCCGGACUUCCGGUUCGCGGCAGACAGCUUCGAAAAUUAACUCCUAACGGCUAUAAACGGCUAGUUUUUUCCCAAACUCUAUAUAAACUCGUUUUUUUCUUCAAAUUGGUAGUUGGCUGAGCAUUUAUUACAUAUACCAAACCAAAUCCAUUGAUUUCAAAGAGCUUUCAAAAUUUAACUCAUCCAAACACAUAUUCACACACUUGAGCCAAAAUUUGUAUUUAUUUCUUCUAAGUGUGCUUGCUAAUCACUCUAGGUUUCUCAUUGUAUUAUCAUACUUCUAGAGUGAUUUUUGCUUGUAAUAUCAAACACAUUCCCAUAUUGAGAUUGAGGUGAGGUUGGCACCGGUUUUGUAAACAACCCGGUUAGAGUGAGAUUGGCACUUCAACAAUCCGAAAAAGAGGUUGAUAGUCCUUGGUGGUGGAAAACUAUUGUAAGAGGUUUGGAAAUACCUUGGUGAAAAAUUCCCGGUUGUAAGGGUUAGUCAAGCCCGCUAACUUGGCUCGAUAGUUGAACUCAAAGCUAGGUCCUUAGCUUUGAAGACCAAGGACGUAGGUGGCUUAGUUCUACCGAACCUUGUAAAAUUCGAGAGUUUGCGAUUUCUUAACCUUCAACUCUUUACAUUACAAGUUUAAUUAUUUGCUAUAUCUAUUUGAUUGCCAUAUUAUUUGCUUUUGCUUGAUAAAUUUGAUUUAUUGCAUAAUUUGGCAUAUUAAGUUUUAAAUUUCCGAAAUUAGUUUAAAUUUCCAAUUCACCCCCCCUCUUGGAAACAUAUCUUGGGUUAACAAUUGGUAUCAGAGCUAGGGCUCAUUUAUUUGAUUAGAUUUUACAAUCUAGAGCAUGGCGUUUCCAAGUAAUUCACAAAAUAACAUGUUAGAAGGUCUAAGCACAACUAGAGCACCAUUCUUUAAUGGAGUAGACUUUCCCUAUUGGAAAAUUAGGAUGGAAACAUAUCUUCAAUCUAUUGAUUAUGAUUUGUGGCAUAUAAUGUCUAAUGGUCCUUACAUUCCUAAACAUGUCAUUAAUGAUAAAGAAGUUAUUAAGACAUAUGAGGCAUAUGACGAAGAAGAUAAGAAAAUGCUUUCUAAGAAUGCUAAAGCUAAAUAUGCACUUAUAUGUGGAUUGGAUAGAGAUGUGUUCAAAAAUAUUGAACAAGCCUCUACCGCUCAUGAUAUGUGGAAAAUGCUUGAAGUCACUCAUCAAGGAACAAAUGCUAUGAAGGAAACUAAAAUUCAAAUUUAUUCUACUCAAUAUGAGAACUUUAAGAUGAAAGCGGAUGAAACUAUUGCUAACAUGUAUACUCGUUUCACUACUAUCACUAAUGGUUUGAAUUCUCUUGGCAAGGUACUUUCACAAAAGGAGAUGGUGACCAAGAUUUUGAGAAGUCUCACCAAAGCCUAUCAAGGCAAAGUGAUUGCCAUUCAAGAAGCCAAGGAUCUCUCAACACUUCCCUUGGAAGAACUAAUUGGCUCACUCAUGAACCAUGAAAUUUUCAUGAGUGCACAAGAUGAAGAGGAAGUUGAGAAGAAAAAGAAGACUAUUGCAUUCAAGUCUUCCUCCUCCCGUGCCAUUAGUGAGGAUGAUGAGGAUAGCAUGUGUAGUGACAUGGAGGAUUUGGCACUCUUCACAAAGAAGUACAAAAAGUUCAUGAAAUUCAAGAAGAACUUUGGGAAGAAGCCACAAAGAGGAAGUGAUUCAAAAGAAAAAGAAAGAAGGAGCAAAGAUGAUCCACCAAUUUGCUUCGAAUGCAAGAAGCCCGGUCACAUGAAGAUGGAUUGCCCAAUGAGAAAGAAAAAUAAAUACAAAGGAAGGGCAAUGUUGGCGGAUUGGCUCAAUAGUGAUGAGGAGGACUCCGACAAUGAGGAGAAGAAUGAAGUAGCUAACAUGUGCAUGAUGGCUCUUGAUGAUGGGGUAAGCAUUUCUAGCCAAAGUGAUUAUGAUAGUGAAAAUGAUGAUGAUAACUUAGAAAUACCAUAUGAUGAGUUGUCUAGUUCAUUUAAGGAUCUAUUUAAUGAUUUUGGAAAAUUGCUUGCUAAAAACCAAACUCUUAGAGAAAAGACCAACAUGCUAUUAAAAGAAAUUGAGAUUUUGAAAUUAAAUGAAAAAGAACUCUUAACUAAAUCUCAAUGUACUACUUGCUCCUCUUAUAAGAAAGAAAUUGGAAAAUUGCAUGAUAACAUAAAAAGCCUUAAGAAUGACAUAUAUACUUUUACAAAAGGUAAAGAAGGCUAUGAACUUAUGCUAGGGAGUCAAUCUUGUGGUUUUGAAAAAAGUGGUAUUGGAUAUGAUCCUAGUAGGAAACAAAAAUUUUUGAGAAACUUCUUUGUAAAACCAACUAGCCUACCACACUUUACAUGCACAUAUUGUAACCAAGAUGGUCAUACUAUUUCAUAUUGUCAUGUAAAGAGAUAUGCAUAUCUAGGCAAGACCAAAUGGGUACCAAAGGGUUCCAAAACUAACAAGAAAGGACCCAAAGUUGUUUGGGUACCAAAGGCCAACAAAUGAUUUUAUUUUUGUAGGAAUCAACAAGGA
Humulus lupulus (European hop) is the source of this 5118-nucleotide messenger RNA. RefSeq names its product mediator of RNA polymerase II transcription subunit 15a-like. The record is from RefSeq and is a predicted model, not a curated record. The transcript is spliced from 7 exons. Lineage: Eukaryota; Viridiplantae; Streptophyta; Magnoliopsida; Rosales; Cannabaceae. Bases 3427 to 5091 code for a protein of 554 amino acids. Gene Ontology annotation, molecular function: zinc ion binding; chromatin DNA binding; transcription coactivator activity.